This is a messenger RNA of Klebsormidium nitens, 2061 nucleotides long. Lineage: Eukaryota; Viridiplantae; Streptophyta; Klebsormidiophyceae; Klebsormidiales; Klebsormidiaceae. The record is from the annotation of a GenBank genome assembly.
AUCAAAUGCAAUGCGACUUGAGCAAUGUGGGAAAGAGCAAUGCAGGUUUUGUAGCUAGUGAGCUGGGAAUGAUUCAGGAGCGCUUCCAGAAUUUUUGCUUUGUGUGUCCACGGUGUUCGAAUCCCUCCUUGGUGUCUGUCUUUCUUCUCGGAUCCUGGAGCAUUCCAAGAUCAGGCUUCUUGACGAGCUGACGAGCUGGAAAUCGUUACCAAUAAGCUGUGGAGCUUGGGAACAAGGGGAUUGCCACAGAGGGCAAUGCUCUUGGCUGCUGAUCGUCUUGUUGUGAUCAUCUGGCUCCUGGUCGUAGGCAGAGCUUCCAAGAAUUGUAUGAGCAGCUUCAGCAGCGCCGAUCUUAGGCUGUAGCUUUUGAUUGUUCUUCUUGUUCUUUACCAAGGGCAGCCUUGUACGGUGUGCAGACGCUCUGGUUGGUUAUCUACCUAGCCAGAAUAGUUGUAGCGCAAGAGAUACCUGCUUGUGCCCCUGAUGGCGUCACGCUGUGUGUGAGAGCAAUCUUACAGAGGGCCUUCCUUCAACUUGGUCUUGGUGACCUGUAAUCUCUCCGCUCCGUUAGAGCUCCCUUAGAGCAGGCUGUGGUCUCAAUGAUAGGGCAACUCUAGUCAGCAAGCCUGGCAGCACGCCUCCCCUAGGGGACUAUCGAGCAUACUCUUUGAUCUGGGUUUGGCGGCCAAUCUUCUGUGACGCUUAGUUAGGACCACUUACUCCCCCUGAGGAUGACGAAGCUCUCAGCAAGCGAGAAGGAGAAAACGAAGCUGCGAGAGCGUCAGCGUCGAGCCAUCACCACCAAGAUUUUCACAGGUCUUCGGAAGUACGGCGGCUUCAAUCUUCCGCCUAGAGCAGAUAUCAAUGAUGUUCUGAAGGCUUUAGCAAAUGAGGCGGGCUGGAUUGUGGAGCCAGAUGGCACCACUUACCGGAACAGCACGCCGCUUCAAAACCGCAUGGACGGUGGCGCCAGUGGUUCUUCGCAGCGGUACCCGCCAAUGGCGCCCGACGGCCCAUCCUACCGCACCCUAAACGCCAAUGAGGGGCACGAUCCUGCGAACCGGGGGGGUCAAAGCGAGGGGAUGCGACUAGAAAGCGGAAUCCCAACGACGAGCCACCUCCUGGGGGGCGGGCUUAUGGGCCCUGGUGCGCAGGGGGGGGCGUCGCCAUUUCUGAUGGGGGGGAUGAACGGGGGGUACGGACGGAGGGAAGACGGGGGGUUGCAAGGGAACCAGGCAGCGAUGCUCAACGGGUUGAGGUUCUCCCAAGGAGGUCCGGACGUUUCCUACGGCCUCGGAAUCAGCAACCAAUCGGCGUCGCUGAUCCACCUCCAAUUGUCGGACCGACGGGCGGCCCUCGGAACCUCUAGUCAGCUAGACAACUUCAGCAACGUUGGGCAGAACAUUUUUCUUUCCCCGGGCCAACAGCUGUCACUAGGGCCCCCUGCGGGUGGAAGUAAACCGGAGUUGUCAGGGAGUCCUUUGCAUGGGCAACCCGGAGGUCGGUAGCCCGCUUUGUACAGGGCAGGUGACUUAAUUUGCGCAUGCCAGUUUAGAGAGGGGGCGAGAAACGCGUGGAAGCAAGCGCGACCCAAGCGAUACUUCCCCCUUGUGUGUGGGUGUCACAUGAUGCUGGCUGAAUGGGCGCGACAUUUGACGGCUGCUUAUGAAAAAGCCGAUGCUUCUCGUGGCCCAGCGUAGUAGGGGCUACCGAAAGGCGGCAAAACGGGGAAAGCAAGAGGAGGUGUCACGGUUGUAAGGACCUGCGAGGUAUUCUUAGACCAUUCUUUCCUUAACUAGGAGUAGGCGAGGACUAACUUUGACAAUGGAUGAGUUAGUCCCCUGAAAACGAUUCUUUAGCUCCCGGCGGUGCCGGUUGCAAUAGCAUAGCAUAGUUCAGCUUGUCCUUUAGCGAGAUUGACAAUUCGUAUGUCUGUCCUCACUAGUUUGCCUGCAGGCAAGCCUGUUGCUUGUCGAGCAUGCAAAGAUACUUGAAAGGGUUGAAACAUAUGAUUCCAUAAAGCUACGCGAUUUGUCAACUUCAAGCGUUUCUUAUAUGCAC